Messenger RNA from Choloepus didactylus (southern two-toed sloth), 240 nucleotides. Its product is annotated as beta-defensin 130B-like. Gene Ontology annotation, biological process: defense response to bacterium; cell chemotaxis. Bases 1 to 240 code for a protein of 79 amino acids. The transcript is spliced from 2 exons. Lineage: Eukaryota; Metazoa; Chordata; Mammalia; Pilosa; Megalonychidae. Gene Ontology annotation, molecular function: chemoattractant activity; CCR6 chemokine receptor binding. The record is from RefSeq and is a predicted model, not a curated record.
AUGAGACUCCAUCCCCUUCUUUCUGUUCUCCUCCUCUUUGUGACUAUAAUGCCAAAAGCGAGAACUGGCGUUGUCCCGGGAAGAAAACAGUGUGUUCUCUUGAGAGGGGUGUGCAAAGACGGAGGAUGUACCUCCACAGAUGAUACCAUUGGUGUGUGUAACGAAGAGAAAAAAUGCUGUAGGAAAUGGUGGAUAUUUGAACCCUAUCCAACACCGAUUCCCAAAGGAAAAUCUCCUUAG